Molecule: messenger RNA, 3263 nt
Organism: Megalops cyprinoides (Indo-Pacific tarpon)
Lineage: Eukaryota; Metazoa; Chordata; Actinopteri; Elopiformes; Megalopidae
Gene: rbm19
Product: RNA binding motif protein 19
Exons: 24
Coding region: 107-2971 (954 amino acids)
Molecular function (GO): RNA binding
Source: RefSeq, a predicted model, not a curated record
GAUGGCGACGCCGUGAGCUAGUCACGUUUGUAUGUGGAUUUGUUGCCAGCCACUUUUAGCUAGCGGUUUUCAGUUUCUCUAAAUUAAGAUUUAAAAUACGUUGAAAAUGUCUCGGUUAAUCGUCAAGAAUCUCCCAAACGGGAUGAAGGAGGAGAGAUUUCGAGGAAUGUUCGCUGCAUUUGGGACUCUGACUGACUGUGGUCUGAAGUUCACCAAGGACGGGAAGUUCCGCAAGUUUGGUUUUGUGGGAUUUAAAUCAGAAGAGGAGGCAGAAAGGGCCUUGAAGCAUUUCAAUAAGAGCUUCGUGGACACCUCCAGAGUGACGGUGGAAUGGUGUAAGUCCUUUGGGGACCCCACAAAGGGCAAGGCCUGGAGCAAGCACACACGCCAACCACCAUCUGACACAAACCAGAAACAGAAUCUGAAGGAAUCAAAGAAGGUAAAAUGGGAGAAGAAAGAGAAGAAAAAGAAAGAAAUCUCCACUCUUCUUGGAGAGUUGGAGCAUGACCAGGGCUUCCAGGAGUUCCUCACUGUUCACCAGAACCGAACUCAAGUUCCCACAUGGGCCAAUGAUACCCAUGCUAAGGGAGCAGACCCCACAAAGGCACAGGCGAAAGAGGCAAAGAAUCCAGCUGUCACAAAUGAUUAUCUUAACUUUGACUCAGACCAGUCAGAGGAUCUGAGUCUGGAUGAGGAAGAAGAUGAUGAAACGGAGAGCCAAAAGGCUUCUGCUGCAAAAGAGGCCCUAACGACUGGCCUGUCAGACAUGGAUUAUCUGCGUUCCAAGAUGGUGAAAAUGACUGAUGUCGCCGAAGAGGAAGAUGAAGACGACAGUGACGAUGAUGACAGUGAUGCUGAAGAAAGUGAAGAGCUGCAUGCUCCAGCCCAGCACACAGACAGUAUUUGUGAAACUGUUGACAAAGAGGGAAAGCAGACGGAGAAAGGGCUAGCUGAAUCCCAUGACAAAGGGAAGGAGAGGCAUAGCAAAUCUCCCAAACAACAACAGACAGAGCCCGCCACUGACUUCACAGUGAAGCUUCGGGGAGCUCCCUUCACUGUCAAGGAGAUACAAGUACGUGAGUUCAUGACACCACUGAAGCCUGUGGCAAUCCGUAUUGCGAAGAAUGCUUAUGGCAACAGGACAGGGUAUGUGUAUGUGGACCUGCGCUCGGAGGAGGAGGUAGAGAAGGCCAUGCGCAAGAACAAGGAUUAUAUGGGGGGGCGCUACAUUGAGGUGUUCCGCGUCAGUAGUGGUGACAGCAGCAGGAAAGGAGCUCGCACUGAGAAGCCGGAUAUGCAUGAAAAAAAAUUUCAUCGGGAGCUCAAGGAAGAUGAGGAGGAGGAAGACGUGUCUGAGUCUGGCCGUCUGUUCGUCAGAAACCUGCCGUACACCAGUACUGAACAGGAGCUGUCUGACAUCUUUGCUAAGUAUGGCCCCCUGUCAGAGGUACACUUCCCCAUUGACAGCUUGACCAAGAAGCCCAAAGGCUUUGCCUUCGUAACCUACAUGAUCCCAGAGCAUGCUGUCAAAGCUCUAGCUGACCUCGAUGGGCACAUCUUCCAGGGGCGUAUGUUGCACAUCUUACCCUCUACAGUGAAAAAAGAGAAAUCGAUUCAGGACCCAAGCACCCCUGGGGCCUCAUCCUACAAGAAGCAGAAAGAUGCCAAGAACAAGGCGGGCAGUGCCAGCUCCCACAACUGGAACACACUAUUUCUGGGGACCAGUGCAGUUGCUGAUGCCAUUGCUGAAAAGUACAACACCACAAAGAGUCAAGUCCUUGACCAUGAAUCCCAGGGCAGUGUGGCUGUGCGAAUGGCCCUAGGAGAGACUCAGAUUGUCCAGGAGACACGGCAAUUCCUGUUGGACAACAAUGUCUGCCUUGACUCCUUCAGCCAGGCCGCAGGCCCUCGCAGUACCUCAGUCCUGUUGGUGAAGAACCUUCCAGCAGGGGUCCAGGUAUCCGAGCUGGAGGCCCUCUUCUCACCCCAUGGCUCCUUGGGCCGUGUGCUGCUCCCUCCUUCUGGCCUUACUGCCAUCGUGGAGUUCAUGGAGCCCACAGAGGCAAAGCUGGCUUUUUCCAGGCUGGCCUACACAAAGUUUCAGCAUGUGCCCCUAUAUUUGGAAUGGGCACCCAUAGGGGUCUUUUCUUCACCCCCAGCAGGAGAGACAGAGAACCCCCCUGUAUCUGACUCAGCAUCAGAUUUCCAGAACACACUCAAAGCUACUGCACAGAAAACCGAGGAGGAGGAGGAGGAGGAGGAAGACGAUGACGAAGAGAGUGUUCCAGGUUCCACGCUUUUCAUUAAGAACCUCAACUUCAACACCACAGAAGAAACCCUGCAGGAGGUCUUUUCCAAGUGUGGUGCUGUGAAGAGCUGUACAAUCUCCAAGAAGAAGGAUAAAGCUGGUGUAUUGCUGUCAAUGGGCUAUGGUUUUGUGGAGUACAAGAGCCCACAGGCAGCACAGAAGGCCCUGAAACAGUUGCAGCACUGCACUGUGGAUGAGCACCAGCUGGAAUUGAAGAUAUCUGAAAAAGCCACCAGGCCCAGUGUAGGCACCUCUCGAAAGAAGCAGAUAACUAAAAAGCAGACCACAUCCAAGAUCCUGGUGCGCAACAUACCCUUCCAGGCCAAUGUCCGGGAGUUGCGGGAACUCUUCAGUACCUUUGGUGAGCUGAAGACGGUGCGCUUACCUAAGAAAGUGAGCGGGACUGGCUCUCAUCGGGGAUUCGGCUUUGUGGACUUCAUCACCAAGCAGGAUGCCAAGAAAGCCUUUGCUGCUCUGUGCCAUAGCACCCAUCUGUAUGGCCGACGGCUGGUUCUCGAGUGGGCUGACUCAGAGGAGACGGUGGAGGCCCUCAGAAGGAAGACAGCCCAGCAUUUCCAUGAUGCCCCUAAGAAGAGGAAACAGUCAGAGGUGUUGGAGAAAAUCCUGGAGGACAUGGAGGGAGGUGGACAGGGGGAGGACUGAGGGAGUAGAAGCCCAGUUCUGUGCAUUUAAUGUUCGGAUACCAUCUGAUCUACGGAGGCAACACAUUCAUAGAGCCUUAUAGUAAACGUACACAUCAGCUGUGACUUUGGACAUCUGCAAACAAAAUCACUCCUACAUGUCAGCGGUUUGAAAUAUUUUCUUCACAACUGCCCAACACAGGGCCAAAAAUGGUAUAAAUGAGCAGCCUAAAACUAAAGCGCAGCUCAGUAAAAAGGAGAAGUGUAUGUUUUCUAUAUUAAGAGACAUGGCCUAUUCACAUGCCUCUUCCAAC